This is a messenger RNA of Colletotrichum karsti, 2760 nucleotides long. RefSeq names its product ph domain protein. The record is from RefSeq and is a predicted model, not a curated record. NCBI's taxonomy places the organism in Eukaryota, Fungi, Ascomycota, Sordariomycetes, Glomerellales, Glomerellaceae. The transcript has 3 exons. The coding region runs from base 1 to 2760 and encodes 919 amino acids.
AUGGCCGCUAGAUCCCCGCUCGCGUCCUCACCCACCCCAAGAUCAAACCAUCCGCCGCACCUCGCCGAUGCUGAUUCCUACAGGGAAAGGGACUUACAAGAUCGAUCCCCAUACGCCGCCGCGCCAGCCACGAACUCAAAUCGCAACUCUUCUUAUUUCCCCCAACAACCCCCCGCUACCACCUCUUCUACUCCCCUCUCCCAAGCUGCUCCUGUGCAGUACGACGAAGACCAAGAAACACAAUUCAACACUCUCGCCAAUUCAAACACUGGCCAUCACCCGCAGUACUUUUCGCAAGACGGCGAUCUUGCUUACUACGAUACCCAGAACCUGGCUGCGAACAGCACCCUGCUUGUACCUCCAGCCACUGCCCGCGGCAAGUUCACAGAGGAGUGGGAUGCAAGUCAAAGAGGCAGUAGUAUUAUAGACGGGCCGUCUUCCAACAUGCCGCGCUCGAACUCUUUCGUUUCCAACGCCGGGGAGGAUCACCUGAACCUCCCCUCGAGGCACAAUACUCUCAAGAAGAAGAGCUCCUUGCGCAGGAAUGGCAGUCUCAAGCGCAGCAGCAGUCGGAGGAGUAUGAAGGCCGGCAGCGUCCGCAGCUUAGCAUUGCAGUCAACUUCAGAUCCCGACGAGGCGCAUAGCGCCUUCCACUGUCCCGUUCCGACAUCUGGCAACCCUACUGAGGCACUAUCCAACAGGUUUCAGUCUUGGCGCAAGAUUCUCAAGGAUUUAAUCGCAUACUACCGCGAGAUUCAGACACAUUACGAGCACAAGUCCAAGUCGCUUCUGAAGCUCGCUAACGUCGCCAAUAACAUUUCCACUCCGCCCGGCUUUCUCGAAUCGGGAGGUAUCGACGAUGCCUUACAAAUGCUGCGUACUUACCAUAAGAGUGCCAUCCUUGAAUCCAACAAGGCCAAGGAAAUCGAAGAGGACGUCAUAUUGGCGCUGACAGGCCUGAGAAGCGACCUGCACCAAAAGAUUAAGGAGAUCAAGAAUCUGUCAGGCGACUUCAAGAACUCUGUCGAAAAGGAGAUGGACGGCACUCGGAGAGCCGUCAAGGUUUUGCAGGAUACACUAGGCCAAAGCGACCUAGACCCAUCCCUGACGACCGGCAAGCAAGACCCCUAUCUCUUACGUCUUGCUGUCGACAGACAAGUCGAACGACAAAUUGACGAGGAAAACUAUCUCCACCAAGCUUAUCUCAACUUGGAAAACUCCGGUCGCGAAUUGGAAUCCAUCGUGGUUGGCGAGAUCCAGAAGGCGUAUAAUGCAUAUGCUGGGAUCCUUAAGCGUGAGUCCGACGCCGCCUACAACGCUAUCGAGGAGCUCCGUAUCGGGCCAAUCUCGAUGCCCAAGGACCAUGAGUGGACGUACUUUGUUCAGAAGGACGACCAAUUCGUUGAUCCCAAUAUCCCGAUUCGCUCGGCUGAGCACAUACACUAUCCUGGCCGAGAUCACGUCGCCAGCCAGGAGAUCCGGGCCGGGCUUCUCGAACGCAAGAGCAAGUACCUCAAGAGCUACACCGCAGGCUGGUAUGUACUUUCUCCGACUCAUCUUCAUGAAUUCAAAUCGGCGGACAAGGGUCAAGCACCCGUCAUGUCCUUGUACCUUCCAGAGCAGAAAUUAGGUUCUCAUUCCAGUGAGGGAGGGUCUUCGAACAAGUUUAUCCUCAAGGGACGCCAAACGGGAUCUAUGCACCGUGGCCACACAUGGGUUUUCCGGGCUGAAAGUCACGAUACCAUGAUGGCUUGGUAUGAAGACAUUAAGGUGCUCACCGAACGGUCACCGCAAGAAAGGAGCGAAUUUGUGCGAGGCCACGUCCGGAGUCUCAGCCAGUCUUCACAGCGGUCCAUUAGCAGCGACGGUGUUCUCGACGACGACGACGACGAACCAUACUCGGCGGACACAGCAGUCGCAGCCAGCACGAGCUCGAAGCAGGACCUUCGCCGUCCCGAAGCAGGUGGGCGGUUCCCAUCCGACAUCCAGGUCAACGCGCAGCGAGGCUUACAGGCACCUCUUUCGCCAUCUAGUGUAAGCUCGGGUUUCGACAACUUGGAAAGAGAAGCGACUGUUCAACCGUCUCCUUUGCCAGGCGGCAUGCUGAGCGCUUCUCACCCCAACGGAUACGGUGGCACUGUUCGGACUCCGAUGGAAGAGACGCCCUCCAAUGCAGCAAUCGUCAGCCAGCAAGCCAAGGAAGAUGGCGUCAAUCCUUACACGAACGAGCCACUGCGUCGUUCCCAGUCUUUGAACCGAAGGUCUCACGCAGCAUACGUCUCCUCGACGGGCAUGCAAAGGACACAUAGCCAACAGGUCACCCCAGCCAAGUUUGACGAUGAUUCUCGGCCCGCAUCAUCCAUUGAUUAUGAGCGCGGUCUCGAGACACCUGGCGGCAACAGUCAGUACGGCUACUGGAUGAAUGGCAGCGGGAAGCAGACGUCGGACGCUUCUCAUCAGGCUUUUUCACCGCAAAACACCAAUGAAUACCCUGCAUCUGGUGGCCGGAGUGGAGGGGAUGUCAACGCGGACCCAAACGUCAGAGUUGGGGGCGGACACGGGCUGAGGAAUGGACACACCCAGAUCGAUGUUUCUUCAAACGGAAAACCUGCUCCUAAGAACCAGGAUCUCCUUCGUCAGUCUCUUACACGGCCCACGGUCGGCACCAUGAGGAACGAUAGUGUUCCGACGAUUUCCAACUUACACAUUCCUGGCGAAUACCCCAAGGGCGGCACGCCAACUGUCGAGGCGAGACAGUAA